UCCAACUGACAGUUGUUGCAGGGGGAAAACAAAAAUUAUUUACCGGGAAAAAUGUCCGUUCCCAACGUGCCAAUUUGCCGAAUUUGCCUUUCGAACGAUGAGCUGCAGGUGUCCCUGUUUAGUGAGUACGCACAACGGAGGCUUUUGCUAACCAAGAUUCGCGUCUGUUUGCCAAUAACAAUUACGCACUCAGACACGCUGCCCGUGACCAUCUGCAGCCAGUGUAUUAUUCGGCUAGAACAGUUCUACGAAUACUACUGCAAAUCGGAAACGUCGCAGCGUAUUUUAACGAAUGGAACCGGCAAUUUGGGUGAGCUGCAGCCUGCCCGCAAGACAGGACAUUCGGAAGGCGGCUAUCACCACAAUCCUACACUGCCCAGUGCACCCGAAACACGCGCAAUGUCCGCUAGUGUCGGGUCCGAGUCAGUCGAGGAGCAUGGUUCAAUAACGAUCGGUAACCAGCUGGAUCCCAUCCUUACGCAAUCUCCGCCGAUUCCACGACCGGCCGUAACGAAUGAGAUGCAAACCCGCGCGUUGGCUUCGCCGGCCCCAACGUUGAGCUUUUUAAUUCACGGAUCGAAGGACAGAGGCAAGCGAAAGCUCUCGGAACGCAAGAUGAAGAAAGCUUUGACGCAAAGCGAGUACACUAAGUUUUAGCGUACCAGGUAAAAGGGGUUGUAUAAGUUAUGUAAAACAUUUUUCGAAACUAUUAAGAUAAAUAUCGGCCAUCGAUUGUUCGAAAGGAUUGCGAAAACCGUUAUUUUUAAGACGGAAUACAUAAUUUUACGCGCCAUCCCAUUCAAAGGAAGAGGUCCGUUUAUAUUUGUCCAUUCUUACUUAAAUUUUUAUUCUUUACGGGAUUGUCCUUUUAAAUUAGUCUUAAAACCUGUCAGCAGUCAGCAAGUAGUUAUUAUUUGUUGGCCAAACGAUUACAUCCGACUUUGUCGGUCGGUUUAAUUCAUAUUCGCAUUCAUCGGCUAGAAGUCAGCGCGUGAUCAUGAUCAAGUUUUCUGGAAUGUUAUGAUGCGUAGCGGAAGUGGGUUUUACCAAAAAGUGUCCUAUGUAACGGGCUUACUGGAGUACUUAUCAGGAACAACACCCGUUCAGCAAACUCUUUACGGUCGAGUUCCAUUUAUUGGUCUGCCAAGUCUCCGGCAAGUCUUAUCCGUUGUGCAAUUUUUUUUCGGUUACUGCGAAACUCAUUACUGUAGGAGCCUUUCGCGCUCUCUCUCUCUCUCUCUCUCUCGGUCGCAGCUUCGUGCCGGAGUUUGAUAGGACUUGUUGGUACUUCUGAUCAACAUAUUCAGCUACAGCAUAAGUUUUUGACCGAUUUUAAGCAGCUGUGUGACUAAGAACGGCAAGGCUUAUCGAAGGAAUCCUUUUUUUUGCGGUCGCUGCCGAGUCUGCAUAACUGUCCCCCGGCUAGGAAUCCCACUCGUAGAACUACUCCCACCCAAACACCCGAACCAGAUGCAUGUUGUUUCAUGUCACAACCACCCUCUCGCAAGACGGCCUCUCCAAAAAAAAAAAAAAAUUGCCUUGUAUGUAGUAAUUAGCGAAUCUCAUCGAUGUGCGUGUGAUCGUCGCCGCAAUCGUCACAAGAAAAUCCCCGACUCCAUCCGCGAGUGCGCGAGUUCGCCAUCGGGACAAUCCCAGAACUUUACAGCACGACGCUUCAGUCGAUCUUAAACUUUGCUUCCGUGCGGUCGAGUGCAAACAAAACGGAGCAAAAUGGUUUCGUUUUAUCUGUUCCCACUGAUCGUUACAGUGAUCGUGAUUGCAGGAAGCUUCGGGGCGGAUGCGGUACAACUCGGAUGCAACCAUCCGGACGAUCGAUGCCUCCCGAUACGACACUGUCCGCAGGUGUACAAGCGCAUUCAAAUGGGGGAACUGUCGCGCAACACCACCUUCAAGAAGGAGGUGCUGCGCAAGAUCUGCCAACCCGCAGUACAGCGGGACAAGAAGACGCACAUUUGCUGCCCGAAGCGUCAGAUCGAAUGCCGUCUGAAUGGGAAACCGGGUGCGUGUUUACUGCUCGACCAAUGUCCAACAUUACAGUCGACCACCGAACAACAUCUCAUGCUUGCCGUCGCAGACAACCUCUGCUACGUGCACGAGAACAAGAAUUACUUCUGCUGCACGGAUCCGCUCUGUGCUGAGCACAAAAAUCUGUGUGACCAGCAGGCACCGGAAGUGCCGCCAUCCGCCUUUCCGAGCUGUACAGACAGUAACGGUGUCGCCGGUUCACUAGUGGCGGCAAGAGUUUGCAGCGGACAGGCACAAACUCCCGCAAAAAAGACUACGGCCGGCACACGAGUGUGCUGUCUGCCACCGGAAGCUGGACGCAUAAUCUCGCACCCGAAUGCGGCGAAACUGGCAAGCUUACCGUGCGGUAUGAACGUGUACAACGACAGAAUCCAAAACGGUGAACUCGCGGAGCCCGGGGAAUUCCCGUGGAUGGUAAAUCUGGUGUACACGACGAAAUCGUUCUGCAGCGGUACGCUGAUUCAUCCUUUGUACGUACUCACCGCCCGCCACUGCAUCCAUGCGGGAUUGCAGAGCGUUCGGUUGGGGAUGCACGAUCUGCUGGAAAAGCCCGCCUCAUGCUACAAAGCAGCGAAUGGUAGCGACAUUUGCCCCGGCCAGAACAUACAGGAGAUUGGUAUCGAGAGUAAAAUUCGCAGCUUUACACACGACGUUGGACUGCUGAGAUUGUAUCAACCGGCAGAGCUGGUGCGAAAAGUUGUCUGGCCGAUCUGUCUCCCGGUUUACCUGACCCUUCAGAUGUACAUGCCCCCGACGGUCACCAUCAGUGGGUGGGGAAUGACGGAGCUGAACGUACGGUCGACCGUGCUGCUGCAAGCGCAAACGCCGGUGCUGAUGAACCAGAAAGGAUGCAGCAAGGACUACAUGAUCUGUGCGGGCGGCGUGGGUCACAAGAACCACUGUGCUGGCGAUUCUGGCGGACCGCACCAAGCGCUCGGGUUGUACGGUGGAGAAAUUCGGUACGUUCAGUAUGGCAUCAUUUCAGACGGACCGAAAUACUGUGACAAACCGGAACGACCCAGCCGGGGUGUACUGGUGAGCUACGUCAUGGAAUGGCUGCUGGACAAAAUGGAUAUCUAAACCAUCUUAAAUCGCAAGACUAUUCGCUUCCCAGAAAACCGGUGGCCAGUUUUUGUAGCCAUUGGGUAAAAAUGCUUAUAGUUUUAGGAACAUAUUGCCAUAAACUUAAGACACGCUGCGUGAAUGUGGAGUGAAGUAUUGAACACCUAAUCGUGGGAAUAAUAAACUGUUUGCUGUUCGAUGCUAUUUAG
Anopheles stephensi (Asian malaria mosquito) is the source of this 3317-nucleotide messenger RNA. RefSeq names its product serine protease grass-like. The record is from RefSeq and is a predicted model, not a curated record. Gene Ontology annotation, molecular function: serine-type endopeptidase activity. The transcript has 4 exons. Lineage: Eukaryota; Metazoa; Arthropoda; Insecta; Diptera; Culicidae. Bases 1732 to 3126 code for a protein of 464 amino acids. Gene Ontology annotation, biological process: proteolysis.